CCAAUUAAAAUAAAAUAAACUCAUACUAUAAUGAUUCAUUGGUUCACUCAGGUGCCGUUUUAUCAAUUAAUGUGUCUAUAUAACUACAUUAGUCUGGUUCAUCUUCCAAAAACAUAGAAACCCUUUGUCCAAGUAUCUUUCUCUCUCACAUCAAAUAUCUUUUUCUUGCACUCAAAGCAAAAUCUUCAUCAUCAUCCUCUCCAAAAGAAUUCAUGUGAAUCUCCCAGAUAAUAGCAAACACGGAGAAACAUAUCGAUUAGUUUUUUAAAAAAUCAGAAAAAUCAUGAGUUGCAAUGGUUGUCGCGUUCUCCGUAAAGGCUGCAGCGAGAGCUGCAUCCUCCGUCCUUGUAUCCAAUGGAUCCAAUCCGCCGAAGCUCAAGGCCACGCCACCGUAUUUGUGGCUAAAUUCUUCGGCCGUGCCGGUUUAAUGUCAUUUAUCUCCGCCGUACCGGAAUCUCAGUCCCCUGCUUUGUUUCAGUCUUUGCUCUACGAAGCUUGUGGGAGAACUGUGAACCCGGUGAACGGCGCCGUUGGGUUGUUAUCAACGGGGAACUGGAAUGUUUGUCAAGCGGCGGUUGAGACGGUUCUCCGCGGAGGUUCUUUGAGACCUAUCCCGGAGCUUCUUACACGUGACGGCGGUUCCGACGAAGCUUCCGAGAUCUGCAUGGACAUUUUGAAUGAUUCCGGUGACCGGAAAAGUUACCACCACUGCCGUUUUUCGACCUCUGGAUCAAGAAAGACGGUUUCUCCGCCGAAAAGGAAACGUUUAGCGUCAGAACAACGACGACCGUCGUCGGAGCUAGGUCUCUCUCUAAUAUCUGAUUUUCCGGUUAAAAAGAUGCCGGUAAAGGAGGAAACGUGUCGACCUGAAACUCCGUCGAUACACUCCGAGGAGUCUGUUGCAACGGUGUCGUUUUCGAAUAUUACGGCCGGCGGAGGAGAGACGACAAAACUGCUCAACCUUUUCACUUGAACGACUAUGUUUUGUUUCUGGGGGUUAAGAUGUCAUUUUGUUGACUUUACCACUAUUGUGGGUUAAAUGUUUUUGGGAAAAUGGGGAACAUCGGCAAAAUACGUUAUUUUUUUCUCUAAAACAGUAAAACUUAUUUAUGACAAAAUUAAUUAAUAAGGUAAUUAAUUGAGAGAAUAAUGAUAACUCGUCGGUGUACUAGUGUACUAAUUUUUUCUUCUUCUCAAUCAGCAUUAUCAUUAAUUUCGAUUUAUAAGAUAACGAAAAUAAUAAUAUGUACGAUGUACGAUAAAUGAAAUGAGUGUUACUCCUAGUAUUAAUUUACUUCUUUGUAUCGAUGUAUAUAUGUAACAUUUAAUAAUCAAC
Molecule: messenger RNA, 1336 nt
Organism: Eruca vesicaria subsp. sativa (arugula)
Lineage: Eukaryota; Viridiplantae; Streptophyta; Magnoliopsida; Brassicales; Brassicaceae
Source: the annotation of a GenBank genome assembly